Molecule: messenger RNA, 1044 nt
Organism: Dromaius novaehollandiae (emu)
Lineage: Eukaryota; Metazoa; Chordata; Aves; Casuariiformes; Dromaiidae
Product: sodium channel modifier 1
Exons: 8
Coding region: 147-956 (269 amino acids)
Biological process (GO): RNA splicing
Cellular component (GO): nucleus
Source: RefSeq, a predicted model, not a curated record
CGCAAGGCACGGUGGGCCUGCUGGCCCCGCCCCCUCCGCUCUCUAUUGGUCGUCGCGCCGGCACGCGGCCCGCCGGGAAAGGGGGCCCGGAAGCGGGCAGGGGGCGGCGGUUCCCAUGGUAACCGCGGACGGCGCCGGCGGCCGCCAUGUCCUUCAAGCGGGAGGGAGACGACCCCGGCCAGCUCGGCGUGCUGCAGAAACGACGCGUUGCAGAUCUGCUCGCCAACUACAUCCCUGAGGACGAGGCGCUGCUGCUGAGGAGCGGGAGGUACACCUGCACCGUGUGCGCCCACCGCCCCAUCUUCGACACGCUGGACGUGCUGGCGGUCCACAGGACCGGCAAGAAACACAUCGCCAGCCUGCAGAGCUUCUACGGCAGGAAGCGCUCGCUUGAGAAUGAGGUGCAGAAGCGACAGCACGAGGAAUUCGUGCGGGCGGAGGAGGCGGGCACGCAGGGCUCCCCGGCCCCUUUGCUGGUGCGAACGAAGAAGAUAGCCCAGAGCGCUCUGCUGAAAGCUGCUCCCUACAGCAGCCGCCACCGGAGGAUGGGGGCGGACAGAAACAGCUCGAGAGUGGGUACGACCCGGAUAGAGCCAAGCGCUGCCCCUGCGUGCGUCGCUGCGAUGGUGCCUCUGGAGCCCGGGGUCUCCUCGCAGAGGGACAGGGAGGCUGUGGACACCACCUCGGCGGCCCUGCUGCCAGGCCACUGCAGCAGGCAAGCAGACACACCAAAGGCAGCUGCUGCCCAGACCCAGCGAGGUGGCAAAGGAAAAGCCUCGCCGUCGCCUGCCAGCCAGCCUGAAGCCCUCAGCCCCAAGAGGUGCCAGGCCCUGCAGCGGUACCUGCAGCUCCGGAGCGCCGGCUGGAUCCAGGACCGCUCCGGCAAGUGGGUGAAGGACGAGAACGCCGAGUUCGACUCCGACGAGGAUGAGCCGCCGGUGCUGCUGCCGGCCUGAGGCUCCUGUGUGUCCUGCCUGUCCCCACGGGGAUGGCACCGCGGGGACACCCCCAAGCUCCACAUUAAUAGAGGCAGCUGGAGGUGAA